Molecule: messenger RNA, 565 nt
Organism: Habropoda laboriosa
Lineage: Eukaryota; Metazoa; Arthropoda; Insecta; Hymenoptera; Apidae
Product: UPF0547 protein C16orf87-like
Exons: 3
Coding region: 95-565 (156 amino acids)
Source: RefSeq, a predicted model, not a curated record
UCAUUAUUUGGCGAUAUGGUUUAACGAUAUAGUUUCUUAGUCGUAUUUUUUAAUUGUAAAUAACCUUUAUCUUUAUUAAAUAUUUUUCCGUAAUAUGGCAAAGACUAAAACAAUCAGUAAAGGCUGCCCUAAAUGUGAACAGCAGGUACCUGUAGCCUGCAAAGCAUGUCCAUGUGGGCAUUCAUUUUUUAAUGCAAGGCGUAAUUCUAUCAAAAGUCCUCCUAGUCCUGACAAUGGGGUAAUGAAAACUAGAAGAACUAAUCGAAUCAAACGAGAGAAACCAAAUUAUUAUGAUGCAUUAGAGUAUGAUAAGCAGUCAAAAAAAAGUGCUAAAAUCAGGAAAGCAACAGAUACUGCUAGUGAUAUAGACUGCAGACAAUUAAACAAAAAGAAGAAACGAAAAGCAAAGGGUAAAGGCAAAAGUGGAAGUAGUAAUGGAAUAGGAGAUGAUGAUGAUGAAAUGGAAGGAAUCAAUGGUUUGUCUCCUGAGAAACAACUCACAUGCUCUUUGAUACUGCAAGAAUUAAAUAACAAAAUGAGAGUUGUAGCCUGGAAACCAACAUAA